This is a messenger RNA of Seriola dumerili (greater amberjack), 2948 nucleotides long. It is a transcript of the gene parp2, whose product is annotated as poly(ADP-ribose) polymerase 2. Gene Ontology annotation, molecular function: NAD+ poly-ADP-ribosyltransferase activity; zinc ion binding. NCBI's taxonomy places the organism in Eukaryota, Metazoa, Chordata, Actinopteri, Carangiformes, Carangidae. Bases 93 to 2039 code for a protein of 648 amino acids. The transcript has 17 exons. The record is from RefSeq and is a predicted model, not a curated record.
GGGGAAGUUUAAAGUUUGCCGCCGUGUCCGUCUGUUGUCACUGUGUUCCCUUUAUUACUGUAAAUAGCUAGUUAUUUUUUCCAUAAACUACAAUGAGGCGAACAAGAGGGUCGAGAAAUAAAAGUCAGGGUGCAGCAGAGAAUGAAGAAGUCCGGUCUAAAACAGUGUGGCAGUGGAAAGGAGAUGAAGGACAGUGGGAACCGUACUCGCCUUCAGACUGCGCCUUGUUGGACUCCGCUGUCUCUUCAGGGAAAACCUCCGUCACUCUGACUCUGGGCUCUGGGGCGGCCUAUGAAGUCGACCUGAAGAAGAUGGUCCAGAUUAAUCCUGUCACAAAAUACAAGAGGAAGAUUCGCUCUCAGACAGUAAAACCAGAAAGUUUGAAUGAAGCCGGUGAAUCGACUGCUCACAAUGGGAAGCCAGUUCAAGUUAAAGAGGAAGAGGAGGAGACAGAGGAGCAACCUGCAACUAAGAGGAGGAGAGGGCAGAGCAAGCGUCAGACUAAAACUAAAGAAAUGCCCAAAGAAGAAAUAAAAGAGGUUGUGAGGACGGUGGUCAUGAAGGGCAAAGCUCCAGUGGACUCUGAAUGCAAAGCCAAACUCGGAAAGGCUCAUGUUUACAGUGAAGGAAAUGAUGUUUAUGACGUGAUGUUGAACCAGACAAAUCUUCAGUUUAACAACAACAAAUAUUACCUGAUCCAGCUGCUGGAAGAUGACAACUCCAAGGUUUACAGUGUGUGGAUGAGGUGGGGCAGAGUGGGCAAAGUGGGUCAAAACAACCUCACAGCCUUUGGUGGAGAUCUGCUGAAAGCAAAAGAUGUCUUCAAGAAAAAGUUCUUGGACAAGACCAAGAACGAGUGGGAACAGCGGGCGAGUUUUGAGAAGGUGGCUGGAAAAUAUGACAUGGUGUUCAUGGACUACAGCACUAAUGAAAAGGAAGAGGAAAAGACCACAGUGGACACUGUACCCAAAAAGAAGACCUCCAAGCUGGAUGUGAAGAUCCAGUCUCUCCUAGAGCUCAUCUGUGACCUUAAAGCCAUGGAGGAGUGUGUGCUGGAGAUGAAGUUUGACACCCGCAAAGCUCCUCUCGGCAAACUGACCUCAGAGCAGAUCCGUGCAGGCUACAGUGCACUGAAGAGAAUCGAGGAGUGUCUGAAGAGGAAGGGCAGCAAUCGUGAGCUGCUGGAGGCUUGCAACCAGUUCUACACCCGCAUCCCUCAUGACUUUGGGUUGAAAACUCCCCCAGUCAUCCACACAGAGGAUGAGCUGAAGAAAAAAAUUGCACUGCUGGAGGCACUGAGUGACAUCCAGAUAGCAGUAAAAAUGGUUCAGUCCAGUGAGGACGGUGACGAACAUCCUCUGGACAGACAGUACCGCUCCCUCCAGUGCAAACUGAACCUUCUGGACCCCAGCACUCAUGAGUACCAGGUGAUAGAAAAGUAUCUGCAGUCCACUCACGCCCCCACCCAUCGUGACUACUCCAUGACCGUCCUUGACAUCUUCUCAGUGGACAGAGACGGGGAGAGCAGCAGCUUCCUCUCACAGUUACACAACAGGACUCUGCUGUGGCAUGGUUCCCGUCUGUCUAACUGGGUCGGCAUCCUCAGUAAAGGGCUCAGAGUGGCUCCACCUGAAGCUCCUGUCACUGGUUACAUGUUUGGUAAAGGAAUCUACUUUGCUGACAUGUCGUCAAAGAGUGCCAACUACUGCUUUGCCAAUCAGCACAAUCAUGUUGGACUGUUGCUGCUGUGCGAGGUCGCUCUGGGAGACUGUAACGAGCUGGUCGAUGCUGACUACGAGGCCAGCAGCCUGCCUGCUGGAAAACACAGCACCAAGGGCCUGGGACAGACCGGACCUGACUCCAAAAACUCUGUCACACUGGAUGGUGUCACAGUGCCAAUGGGGCCUGGUGUGAAGACGGGGGUGGGUAAGAACAGCAGUUACUCCCUUCUCUACAACGAGUUUAUCGUUUACAACCCUGCCCAAACGCGCAUGAGGUACCUGCUGCGGAUCCAGUUCAACUACUCUUCACUGUGGUGAGGCGGUACAUAAACUGCUAUUUAUCGAGGGAUUUGCUCAUCAAGGAGCAGGGGUGAUAUAUCACUUAGUCAGUUAGAUACUGUAUAGCUCUUGUUUGUGGGGAUAGGAUGCUGUAAGUGAACACACUGCUAGUACUAGAUGGAUAACAGAAAUGUUUGCUUUCUCAGUGUUGUAGCUAAAAUGAUAAGUCAAUUCAUCAAUUAGUCAAUUGACAGAAAAUUGUCACUCUUCAAGAAAAAAUGCCAAAAAUUAUUCAAAUGAUCCAAAUGUGAGUACUUGCCAGUUUUCAUAUCUUUUUCACAUUGAUUUUGAUACAUCACCUUAGGCUGGUUCAAAAAUAUAUAUAGCUGACAUUUUUUUACUAUUUUCUGACAUUUAUAAACAAAGGGAUCAAUGGAUUAAUCGAGAAAAUAAUUGACAGAUUAAUUGAUAAUGAAAAUUACAGUUAGUUGCAGCCCUCCAAGUAUGUUCACAGUCUUGGUUUGACAGACAUAAAGUCUAUACAACAUACUCAAUAUGUAAAAGGUGAGUGGAUAAUUCAAGUAAUAAAAACACCAACAGAACCGCUUCUACUUUUUCUAAAAGGUGAGGAUGGAUCUAUGUGAUAUGAAGAAAAAAAUGCAUAACAGUUAGCACUGCUUUUUUUCUAUGUUGCUUUAUGUUGUGAAUGUCCUCAUAUCAAUUUAAAUUGUAUUGUAUGUUGCAUUUUGUGACACUUAUUGCAUUUUGGUUUUCUGGGUUAGGGUUAGGGCUUUGGUGCUGUAUGCAACACAGACAUAAUGAUCUGGAACUCCCUCAGGCAGGUUUGACAUGAGCAUUUAUACUGAGUAACUGCCACAGUUUUUAUGAAUGUGUUUUAUCAAUGUCAGAAAAAUAGAAAUUGAAGGUUCUUGCUCAUCAAUAAUUGCU